AUGGCACCAGAACUGAGGAAGAGGAAAUCCACUUCCGAAGCCUUAAAGAGCAGUGGAUCUGCCAAAGCCGCGGACAAACCUGCGCCCAAGGGAAAGAGAAAAGCGACUGAGGAAGCGUCGCCGGCCGCGGUUAAGAAACAAAAGCCUGUCAAGAAGACCCCCGUUGCCACCAAGCCCGGUAAAAAGCCCAACAAGGAACCGAAGCCGGCAAACGAACCCAAGCCGGCAAACGAACCCAAGCCGGCUAACGAACCCAAGCCGGGAAACAAACCCAAGCCGGCAAACGACGCCAAACCGGCAGAGAAGGCCCAAGAAGAGGAGGACGGCAAUGUCUUGCGAGUCGAUGAAUCCGACGCCUCAGACGGCGAGGACAACGACAACGUCAAAGAACUAGCUGCUGAGGUAGACUCGGAGGAUGAGGCGCCUGUCGAUCAGGGCCCGGCUUUCAAGCGCGGACAAGACGUUGGCAAAAUCCCAUCAGCGGCCAAGGAGCUGGAGAAAGCCGCGGCCAAGGCUACUGGGGAACCCGGGGUUGUGUACAUCGGGCGCAUUCCCCACGGCUUUUACGAACACGAGAUGAGACAGUACCUCUCCCAGUUCGGCACCGUCACGCGCGUUCGUCUGUCAAGGAACAAGAAGACCGGCGCCAGCAAGCACUUUGCCUUUGUCGAGUUUGAGGAAGCCAGCACUGCGGAAAUCGUCGCCAAGACCAUGGACAACUACCUGCUGUUCGGCCACAUCCUCAAGUGCAAGACGAUUCCCAAGGAGCGGGUGCACGAGGAUCUGUUCAAGGGGGCGAACAGACGGUUCAAGGCGGUCCCGAGGAACAAGAUGGAAGGUCUGAAGCUGCAGAAGCCACGCAGUGAGUCCGCCUGGAAGCUCAAAGCUUCCAGCGAGAAGGGCAGGAGAGCAAAACAAGCCGCCAAGUACAAGGACAUGGGCUACGAAUACGAUGCGUUUGAUCUGAAAGACGUGCCGGCGCCGCACAAUGGCGAAAAUGGCCAAGAGGGACCCGAGGAGCUCAAAGCCAUCGAGGCAGCCCCGUCUGAUGACGGGGCAGCUAAACCCGAGGCCAGUAUCCGUGCAUGCGACAAGCCAUUGACGCAAGAACCGGAGACGGAGGCUGUGUCUGCUCCCGCCGCCGCUGCCAAGACAAAGACGAGCAAGACUGGCAAGGGCAAAGGCAAGAAGGCAAAGGUUUGA
Ustilaginoidea virens is the source of this 1203-nucleotide messenger RNA. RefSeq lists its product as uncharacterized. Bases 1 to 1203 code for a protein of 400 amino acids. The record is from RefSeq and is a predicted model, not a curated record. The transcript has 3 exons. Gene Ontology annotation, biological process: maturation of LSU-rRNA from tricistronic rRNA transcript (SSU-rRNA, 5.8S rRNA, LSU-rRNA). Gene Ontology annotation, molecular function: RNA binding. Lineage: Eukaryota; Fungi; Ascomycota; Sordariomycetes; Hypocreales; Clavicipitaceae. Gene Ontology annotation, cellular component: nucleolus.